Molecule: messenger RNA, 2968 nt
Organism: Fusarium verticillioides 7600
Lineage: Eukaryota; Fungi; Ascomycota; Sordariomycetes; Hypocreales; Nectriaceae
Product: threonine ammonia-lyase, biosynthetic
Exons: 3
Coding region: 127-1881 (584 amino acids)
Biological process (GO): L-threonine catabolic process
Molecular function (GO): threonine deaminase activity; pyridoxal phosphate binding
Source: RefSeq, a predicted model, not a curated record
CAAAAAUUCAGGUCCGGUCGUUCGGCGGUGACUAGAGCGAGAAGGACUAAAUAAUAUUUACCUUUUCCUCACUCCAACCUUUGUUUUCCCUUUUUCACAUACCCUCUUCACACAUUCCCUCACACGAUGCCCUCAGCUCAAGAUCCCAUCGUUGCGGUGCCUGUCAACGGCGCCGUGAAUGGCACUACCAAUGGCACAAACGGCGACUCUCAUUCUCGGCCGCAUACGCCGAUGACCGGAAUGGCCUUGACAGAGUACAGCGCCAAUCCGUCUACACCGUCGGAAGAGAAGCGGGCGCGUAUUAAGGAGAUUGUGCCUGACGAGUAUCUCCUCCCUACAGGAUACCCAGAUUACCUUCGUCUUAUCGCCAGCGCCACAUCCCGAGUCUACGAGGCCUGCAAGGUCACUCCCCUCACACACGCCAUCAACCUCAGCAACCGACUCGAAUGCAAUGUCCUCCUCAAGCGUGAAGACGAGCAACCCGUAUUCAGCUUCAAGCUGCGCGGCGCUUACAACAAGAUGGCCCAUCUCGACCCAAAGAAGAGCUGGAAGGGUGUUGUGUGCUGUUCAGCCGGUAACCACGCUCAGGGCGUUGCUUUUUCGGCACGCAAGCUCAAGAUCCCUGCGACCAUUGUCAUGCCCGAAGCGACUCCUAGUAUCAAGCACUUGAAUGUUGCUCGUUUGGGCGGCCAUGUUGUGUUGCAUGGCGCUGAUUUCGAUGCGGCCAAGGAGGAGUGCGCGAGAAGAGAGGUGCAAGAUGGUCUUAUCAACAUCCCUCCCUUCGACGAUCCGUAUGUUAUCGCUGGUCAGGGAACCAUUGGAAACGAAUUGUUUGGCCAGGUCAACAUGGCCAAGGUGGAGGCCAUCUUCUGCGGUGUCGGCGGUGGUGGUCUCAUUGCCGGAAUUGGUCUGUAUGUCAAGCGCAUGGCUCCUCACGUCAAGAUUAUCGGCGUCGAGGCCCACGAUGCCAAUGCCAUGGCGCAGUCCUUGAAGGCGGGAGAGAGGGUAUUGCUCAAGGAGGUCGGCCUGUUUGCAGAUGGUGCUGCCGUCAAGAUUCCUGGCGAGGAGACAUUCCGCAUCUGCAAGGAGGUUAUCGACGACGUUGUUGAAGUCACGACCGACGAGAUCUGCGCCGCUAUCAAGGACAUGUACGACGACACCCGAUCUGGCCUCGAGCCCGCUGGAGCCCUCUCCAUCGCCGGUCUCAAGAAAUAUGUCUCCCAAAACCCCUCAAACGACUCGAAGCGAAACCUCAUUGCCAUCACAUCAGGCGCCAACAUGAACUUUGACCGUCUGAGAUUUGUCGCUGAGCGUGCCACCAUGGGUGAGGGUAAGGAGGCUUUGCUUGCCGUGCAGAUUCCCGAGCAGCCUGGAGCAUUCUCUGAGCUCAUCAACAACAUCAUGCCCCAUGCCGUUACCGAGUUCACCUACCGAUACUCGACAGACGAGGUCGCCAACAUCCUCAUCGGUGUGUCUCUGACCGCUCCCGCCCACCAGCGAUCAGAGGAACUCCGCUCUCUCAUGGACCGCAUUCAAUCCAAUAACAUGAACGUGACCGAUCUAUCACAAGAUGAACUCGCAAAGAGUCACAUUCGAUACCUCGUCGGUGGUCGAUCCGGCGUUCCCAAUGAGCGACUAUACAUGUUCACCUUCCCCGAGAGACCGGGAGCUCUCGAGAAGUUCCUCGUGACACUUCGACCCAAGUUCAACAUCAGCCUGUUCCAGUACCGUAACUACGGCGGUGACGUGGGCAAGAUUGUUACUGGCAUCUUGUGUCCUGACGACGAGGUUCCUGAGCUGGAGUCAUUUUUGCGCAAGAUCGGAUACCCCUAUGAAGACUGCACCAAUUCGCAGGUAUUCAAGACAUUCCUGCGAACUUAGAGCGAGUUGACGAGAAAGGCAUGCUGCAUAUCUGGGUCGUGUAACAUUCGGCGUUGGGUUCAUAAAAUGUGAUGUUUAGUUCUGUAAAAGGCGGAUGUUGUUAUUUGGGUCACAGAUUUAGCGAAUUUGAACGAAACGAAACGACGUAGACUGGAAUUUUGUUAUGUGCAUGGGACAUGCAAUAUAGAAAUGGACUGAAGAGCACAGCUGAGCUGAUUUGCCUGAAGCUGUAUUUCCGAGGUUGUUGUGAAUGUGCUGUGAUGCAUUAUACCGUGAAUUCGAGGGGAUUUCUACCGCAUCAUUGCCGCAACUGCUUCAGGGGCAUGCUCCUGUAUCUCCAGUCGAGGCCAUCGGUCAUCCCAGUGGCAAUCGGGGUAUCCUUUGAUGGGUACGCAGACCAUAUGCUCACCACUGUCGUUGUGAUGAUGCUCGUCUGUGCCGCUGGAGCAUUCAACCCUGGAACCUUGAUGUGCUGCAUUCUAUCUCCUCGCAAUGUUCAAUUUCCUCGUUCAUUAUAUCUUCGUUCGAACAAUUAUCAUCGCCAGCACAGCAAUGAGGCCACAUCGCAUCACUGUAACAAAUCCUCGUGGGGUUGAUGUAGGUUGUUACGUUGUCAAUUCCCAACCGGCAUUGACCAACAGCCCUCUGGGCCCCAUCCUCGUACCCAAAUAGCAUUCCUCUGCAUAGAUCAGUGGCUUUGCAAGUGAAUACAUCAAUCCGGGUGGUCCCUUGGAGAGGUAUCUGGGUUCGGAGAAGAACACAGCUGCAGCUGUGGGUUAUUGUUGAUGAUGUUGUGCGAGGGAAUAGACGUGUUGAUUUUGCGUUAGGUUUAGUUGACCUUGCUGCCACCGCGACAAGCAUGUGUUCACCGUCAGUAGGAGGUAAACCAUAUGCGAGAGACUCUGGUAUAAUGCCACAGCUAUAAUCCUUAAUGAGGACGAGAGCCAAGUCACGGGAAACAGGCCUGGGCUGAGGGCUGAUGACAGUAUCACCUGCAAGUUCAGUACGAAUCUUGGUGAAGUGAAAUCAUCUUCCAUGCCACUUGUCCGUAUACCUAAUCCGAUAAUCCGAUCAUUGGGUGCGAUGG